UAUUCCUCUUACAGCCCACACACGCGAGCGCCUUCCUUCUCCUCUCUAACCACACCAAGGGGAAAGCAGAGGAUAUCCUUGCCUCACAUCAUGGCCUCCACACCUCCCACCAAUGGCCACGAACGCACCCUCCCCACCGCCGCCGACCUCCUCACCCGCUGCCAGCUUCUCCUCCAAGAACUAGAGACAUUCAAAACCUACCUCAAAUCCCGCAAACAAGACUCCCAAAUCGAAAUCGCUCAUUUCCGCAACACCGUAAAAUCAGAACAUCGCACCCUCCAACGCCUCUGCGAUCAAAAGGACGCACAAGCUACCCAACAUACCGUAAACAGCAGCAACUUGCCAUUUUUGGAAACGGUGUGGGGUGUGGUGAAGAGGGAGAGGGGGUUGCAGGCUAUGCAGAAGAGGUUUUAUUGGAGUGAAAAGGGGCAGAGGAGGGGCCAGAAGAAGCAAAAUUCUGCCUUGGUGGAUGUCGUUGCUGGGGAUGGGUUGAGCUGGAUCAAAGUCUCGCUGCUCACGAACAAUCGCUUGUUGUUCGACAAAGCGAAGUUGGGAUGGGAGGAUGGAUCUAGCUCUGAGGAAGAAGGAGAGGAUGAGGUUGGUGAAGAGCAAGGGAAGAAAGAAGACCAAUUGGAGAAUGGAGGUGAUGAAGAUGAUGUGCCGUUGGUCAAGAUGACAAAGGAUCUCGUCAGAGCGGCGAGGGAGGUCAAGAUCCGUACACGGAGUCCGAAAAUCACGUUGGUUCUGCCGAAGAUCAAGGAGGGCGAGGUGGAUGCCAUUGACAAGAUCCUCGACCAAUUGCGCAAACUCGGCGUCCAACUCAUCACCUCGAGCUCCGCCUUUUCUCCCAUCGACUUCGAAAAGGUCAUGCCACAUCUCUUGACCGACCCUUUCGAAGCAUUCACGUCCACACUGAAUAUCGACUGCACGAUCCUCCUCGCCCUCGUCAGUGACUUCAGCCACUGCUCAGUCGAAGCCGAGCCAUGGUUCCACCGCGCCCUCAAACGCCAAGUCGAAAUCGAAGAUGAGGAAAAUUUGCUUCCCAAUCUACUCUAUCCAGCUCUAGCCGACAGGGAGCUAGUCUGUACAGAUGAAGCCGCGAAGAGAAUGAGAGAAAUCGUGGAUACUAUCGGCACCGAGGGAGAAAAAGAACGCACCAAAUGGUUCAUGGGCGAUAUCGACGCUACCUCUGAGGAUGUCAGGGGUAAACUGACACAGCUUUCGAGGUUCACUUUACCUGCGAGCUUGCGCCUACCCAUCAAAACUCAAACCCCCGACUCAAUCUCUGACCCCACAACUACAACCACCCUCCCCCCUUCAGCCUCAAAAGUCUCCUCCCAACUCACCUCAAUAAACCAAAGCGUCUUCCUCCACGGCUGGUCCCGGAACAUCACAACCAUAACCAGCAACCGCACCGUCGUCAAGCAAAUCGAAAACAUCCUCGCAAAGGAAGCAAAGGAUGAAACCGAAUGGCCGUUGAUCUGGCUAUGUCCCACAGCCAGAAGUUUAGUCGGUAAAGAAAAAGGAAGAAGGGAGUGAGGAUAUAAAAGAGGGAAAUAGUUGUGCUCUAAGGACAAGCAUAGAUGAUCGGGUAUUUUCAUGUUUUCCUUCUGCAACCCGAGUGUCACUUUUGCGGGUCUGGUGAAUAGCUAUGGAAAGCAUGAUUGUCAUUGUCAUAAUGUUAUCCAACCUCCAGAUCCCAAAUCACACAGAUCUUGAAUACUAGGUAGAGAUACCGUAUACAUCCAGAAUCAGAAUCUGCGAGGGUGGACCGCUUAAGUGUACAUUCUUACCGACUUCCAUACUACAUGGAAGACAACAAACAACAAGCUGUAAUAGGCAGACACCCGGCAUAACAAACCUCGACACUUGGCACAAUCCAUUCUCCUCAAUGAUCUUAGAAGAAGAGUCAUAGUCAAGUCCACAGUACAGCGUACCCAGAGAAGUGGAAGCCCCCAGACCAAUGACCAAGUCAAUGUUUCCCUUGGACCCCAACA
This is a messenger RNA of Aureobasidium pullulans EXF-150, 1997 nucleotides long. RefSeq lists its product as uncharacterized. The transcript has a single exon. Lineage: Eukaryota; Fungi; Ascomycota; Dothideomycetes; Dothideales; Saccotheciaceae. The coding region runs from base 91 to 1539 and encodes 482 amino acids. The record is from RefSeq and is a predicted model, not a curated record.